Messenger RNA from Phycodurus eques (leafy seadragon), 9446 nucleotides. RefSeq lists its product as uncharacterized. The transcript has 14 exons. Gene Ontology annotation, biological process: negative regulation of axon extension involved in axon guidance; axon guidance; positive regulation of cell migration. Gene Ontology annotation, molecular function: semaphorin receptor binding; chemorepellent activity. NCBI's taxonomy places the organism in Eukaryota, Metazoa, Chordata, Actinopteri, Syngnathiformes, Syngnathidae. The record is from RefSeq and is a predicted model, not a curated record. Bases 214 to 2166 code for a protein of 650 amino acids.
UGCGAGGUGGAGCUUCUUCUUCUUCCUCUCAGCGCGACUCGUCAAGUCAUCAGCCGGCCAGCAGAGCGCAAGCAUCGGGCACAGAGGAAGAACGCAAACCAACACGACGAAGCAUCAAGCAUUGGAUUCUUUUUUUUUUUUUUUUUUUUAAUUAAUUGUUUUAUUAUUCCACUUAAUUUCUGGGGGUUCUUUUUACGGUUCAUUUUGGCGACGAUGAGCAUGAAGAUGAACGCGCUCCACCACCACCACCUCCCCCUCCUCCUCGUGGGGCUUUUUGCCGCCGCUGUGAUGGCAAAGCCGGCCCGGCUGAAAUUUGUCGUACACGAACCAUCUCGCUUCCACUUUGACAAACCCGAGAACUACAUCAGCAUGUACCACCAGGAGGGCAGCGAGACGCUCUAUGUGGGUGGCCAGGCCGUCAUCUACGUGCUCACCUUCAACUACCGAGGCGUACACGACGUGCAGAUCUCGGCACCGUCGGACCAGACUGCCAUCGACACCUGCAAGGCCAAGGGGGCGCCGCUCGAGCUGGAGUGCGACAACUUCAUCACGGUCAUUGAGAAAGUCAACGACACUUUCAUCGUGUGCGGGACAAAUGCCGGGAGUCCUCGCUGCUGGACGCUGGUUAACGACACGGUGCUGACCGACGUCCAGGGUGUUGGGCAGAUCGCGUCACCCUCCGACAUCUCCCCGCCAUAUCCCUCGCAGAAGUCCAUCAGCCUUCCCGCAGGUGGUAGUCUGUAUUCAGCCAUUUCGGCAGUGGGCGGUUACGCUGGCUCCAUCCGCCGCACCUUUGGGUCCCAGAAGCUCCUGAAGAUGGAGAAGAUUUGGCUGCUGAACCCUCAAUUUGCUGGAGCUGCCGUCAUCCCAUCAUCCCUCAAGUACAAGGAGGAGAUCUACUUCUUCUUCAGUGAGAUUAACAAAACGGCUCGGGAAGACGAGGAGCCGUACCGGGCUCGCAUCGGCCGGAUCUGCACGGUUGACGAGGGUGGGAUCGAACCCCUGGUUCCUGACUCGUGGACCACCUUCAUGAAGGUGCGGGUCAUGUGCGGUGCCGGAAACACUCAGCAACAGUACAACAACAUGAAGCAGGCGGUGGUUCUGACCGCGCAGGACAAGCGAGCCGGUGUCAUGUACGGCCUCUUUUCCAAUGCCUGGGGUAGAACCGUGAUCUGUGCCUAUUCCAUAGAGGAUAUCGACCAGGCCUUCUCGACGUCCAAGCUGAAGGGCUACAGUAACGCCUUCAUCGGAAAUCGACCUGGGAUGUGUGGUCGAAAGAAUUCCUCGGCGGGAGGUCACAAUUACAUGAAAAACCUGGGCGUGAUCCGAUUCCACCCGGAAAUCGAGGAUGUGAUCCGGCCGGUGGGCGUAGCCCCACUGGACCUGCCGACGGAUGACCAGAUCACACACACGGUUGCAGACAUCGUCCUGGCCGUCAACGAUGAGCAUUACAGCGUCCUUUACCUCGGAACAGAACAAGGAAAAGUCCUCAAAGUUCUUCACAGCAGCGAAGGGGUCUUCAUCGUCUCCCAGUACUCCAUGUUCCGCAACGAAGGGCCCGUCCUCAACAUGGCCAUCAACCCCCAAAAGGGUCACUUGUACGUUGCCACGGCGAUGGAGGUCCAGCGGCUGCCGCUGGCCGACUGCGGUCGCUAUGGCGAUACGUGCCGGGAGUGCAUUUUAUCCCGGGACCCGUACUGCGGCUGGGACAAGGCCAGGAGGAGGUGCAUUGCCAUCCCGCCAGGAUACAACGUCACAUCUGGGAUCCUCAUUCAGAAUCUGGACCAAUCCAAUUCAUCGGUUUGCGGGGAGGCUGCUGCCCUCAAGCAGCGUCGCACCUCCCCCAGGGAAGUGCUGGUGCCAUCCAACACCUCCAUCUUUUUGCCUUGCCCGGUGCGCUCCUUCCACGCCACCUACCGCUGGGAGAAGGACAACUGCAUCAAGAACUACCCCUGCCUCUUCUCCGGCGACUUCUGUGUCUUGGGGCCGGCGGUGGACAUGCCCCUGAGGGAGGGCGUCUUCCGCUGCAUGGCCACCGAGGACGGGUUCAAGGUGGAGGUCAUCUCCUUCAAGCUGGUCAACCACGGUCGGCUGCUGGCCGCCUCGCUUGCCUCCACCGUGGCGCCAUCGCUGAUGCUCGCCAUGGCCGCCUUCUGGCUUCAUUAACUGCAGCUAUCGCUAACCACGUAUCCUUAAUAACUCCCAGUAACAGGAAAUACGCGGGAGGGUUGGUUCACAGAGCAUUGGAUAAUGAGGUAUCGUUUAAAACAGCGGUUCUCAAACUGGGGUGACUAGAUGGAAUAAUUUGCAAUAAAUAAUAUAUUGUAUUUUAGAGCUUACAUGUGGGGACCGGCAUGCCAAUAAAAUAAACAAUCAACCAAUUACUCCUCCCUACCUUAGCUUUGGGCCAAUUAAAAGCUCUGACAUCCCUGCAAGGAUAUAUAUUAUUUUUUUUUACAAGAACAAAAGAUUUUUCUUAAAUUGAAUACAGUUUUUUUUUUGGGGAGAAUAAAGGCAUCAUCUCCAUAUUAAAAGUUGUAAUAUUGCUAAAAUAAAGUUGUAUUUUUUAAGUUCACUUGUUAAGAUUGGACUUUCUGCCCUCGUAAAACUUUAAGCUAUUAUAUAUCAUGUUACGACUAUCUUGAAUAAAUACUAUUAAUAUAUAAUAAUAAUUCUCAUGAGAGUCAAAAUUUUACCCUUGACAAAAUGUCACUUUUUCUUAUAAAGAUUAAAACUAUCUUUGUGAAAAAAAUACAACUAUUCUCAUACCACGACUACUGUUUCUUUCUACUUCACUUUUACAAAAAAAAUUGAAAUUUAUAAGAUUACAAUUUUUAUAUUUAAAAUAAACAACCCUAUUAAUUUGUCAGUAGGCAUUUAGGGGUAUGCAUGGUAGCUAUUUUUAACUGGAUUAUGGGGGUCCCUGGACCAAAAAUGUUUGAGAAACCCCGUCUUAAAACCUUCUGGUCAGAACAAAAUUAGCACCAAACAAUCCAAAAUUAAAUUAUUUUAAGUUUUCAUCUUCAAACUACAGUGAACCCCUGCCUAUUCACAGUUCAUCAUUCACAAAUUCAUCUACAGCAUACCCCAGUUAUUCAUGGGGGAUAGGGACCGAGCCCUGCCGCGAGUAAUUGAUGCCUGCCCCCCACAAAAUAUAAAAAAUUGCCUAUAGGUAUUAAUAGUUUAAACAAUAAAUAUACCCCAAACUAUAAUCCUAAAACAUUUACAUCAUUUCCAACUUAUCUUACAUUACUCAGCAGAGCAGAAACAUACGCAUGCGACAAAGACUCUCGUAACUUCUGCUAACAUUUAGCUGACCCCUGACAUACAAAGAUCUUCUCAUUCGAGAUAUAGCACUUCAAGAUACUUCUUUAAGACCAAUUGCUACUAUGAAAUAAUAAAGUCCUUUCAGACCAUAGUUUGUGGUAUAUUUACGGUUUAAUCAAUUAAUAUAGGCAAAUAAAAUAUUUUGGUUCAAUUACUCGCAGAUUUUUGCUAUUCUAAGAUUGAACGGUACAUAAGUACCACGAGGCUUCUUUGUGACCCAUCCCUCUCGCACUGUAAGCUAAACAUAUCCUAUGGGUUGAAAACAAACCAAUACCAGGCCGAUUCUUUAUGACCAUUUCUUUCGAUAUUUUGACUAGAUUGUGCUUGUUUGUGGAUAUGUGAAGCUUUACUACUGCUCUCACAUCAGACAUCUUCUUACAUCUCAUUGGUAGUUUUUGAAAAAGAAAAAAAAAGUCUGGUAUUGAGAUUUUCAAAGCCUUAAUACUUCUGGAACAUCAACUCCUAAGCACAAUUUUGCAGUCCAUGCAGAAUACCGCGCGUUUGCUGGGACUCGGGCAACAUUGCUGGGAGGAAAAGUAAUCUCUAUUUUGACAGGAAGAAACGAGGAUGAGCAAGUGCUAGUUGCCGACCAUCACUGUGUCUCAGCACCUCCUCCUUAGACAAGGAUGUUUUUUUCUUGCAUCUUUUUAACAAGACUCCAUCAGUAAAGACACCUUGUUCACAUCUUUGCAGUCGCUCCUCGGCCUUCGAGAGAUCAAAUUUGUCAAGCACAGCACCUUUGAAAGUUAGCAGGACCAGAGAAACUCAAAUUAAGACUGCCCUUAUAUUGGCCUUACUUUGCAGUCUUUGGUAAAGGUCAACUUGUUUGGUGCGGACAAAACUCAGUUAAGUGGUCCAAGUAAAACUGUGGAUGAUGCAGACUGAAAGUCUUUUUUUUUUUUGCUUUUACUAACGGUUGCUAAUCGUUUCCUCGCAUAAGGCUGGCUGAUAGGAUCUGAUAAUAAAUAAAUAUUUUUUUUCCACAAAACUGAAUACUGAUUUUAAACGAUUUUUACUCCUUCGUGUAUAGAAUAUCAAAUAACAGAGAGGUUUGGUUUAAAUAUUUGCAGCUUGGAAAGACUACUUACAAUGAGUCAAAAGUUUCCAACGUCAAUAAAUCAUUACUUUUGCAACAAGGCGAAAAUGAUUCAGCCUUUGUUUUCUGUUUCUUAAAAGGACAAAGUUGAUAGUUGCUUUUGUCAUUAGAGGGGUUGGAAAAGUCAUUAACUUGGGUAUGCUUUUGUAAACUAGCUUUGCUCUGUUUGCAGCCAUGUUGUUUUGCUGUACAGAAGCUGCCAAAGAAAAUAUUUUUUCCCGACAAAUAAACUCAAAUCAAUACAAUCUAUUAAUCGCCCAGCCCUAUCUUGGCAACAAACGAAGCUGAAGGGAGUUGCUUAAUAAUAUCACGCAAAUGGUGUCCAACGGAGCGUAAAGACGGGAACAAGGUGUCACAAUAGUAAUUUUACGCAGACCUCGUCAUAAGGGCAAACAUUUUUACCAGGAGAAAAAAAUGCUUGUAUUUAGAUUUGUGAUGCUCUUUAAUUUAUUGCUGCCGUGCUGAUUUCUACCAUUGCUGCCUCUUUACGUGAACAUUUGUCUUGAUGCUUUGUUUUUUUGUUUUUAACUGCCAUAGUUGGAAUGUGAUAUGUAACCGUUUGUUUUUCUUACCAAGUCUCAAAGCUGUGAUAUAAACAAACUUGCAGUCCCUGGACGGGUGCUUCACGUACGUUCGGCAGUAACCGCCUGAAGAAGAAAUGCUCUAGUUUCACAUUUAGCUUGAAAUAACAAAGUCUCUGGCUGGAGAGUCAUGCAGCGGAUUAAAAUGUUCUCCAGAGCGCCAACAAAUGAUCAUUUAGUCGUGUCGGGCCAUCCGCUGCGUCCCGUCUGUCAUUAAUAGCUCAUUAAGAACGAGCUCGCUGCGCUCUACAUUUAUUUGAGUUUACAAGCAGUGGGGAUUGAGACGGCGAUGUUGCCUCUCUCACUCGCUGCUUGCAGAUCCGCUAGCUCGUGGCAUGGCGACAACACCUAAAUUGUCCAAAAAGAAUCCAAAUACCAAAAAUGUGUAAAAACAAAAGCUGCGCUGAGCCAACAUCACCUUUCCCGCAUAUCAGGCAUGUACACGAGAACUACAUAAAUCCAAUUAACAGGCAGCAGGCUUCAGAGGUGGGGGACUUGAGUCACAUAACUUGACUGGAGUCAGACUUUAAAACCCUGUACAGUCAAUUGAGAGAUCUGUAUCUAAAUACGUUAUAUAUGUUUGAAGAUAAUUGUUGCAAAGGUGCUGAGAACUUUGUAGUACUGAAUUGUGGAGCUAUAGCGUCAAAGCUGUUUUUCACCAAUUCAGUUCAUAAGGAAGUGUGGUUUCGCACAUUCAGCAGACACGUCCAAAGUUUUUGACAGCAGAAAAAAUGGCUUCAUUCAUGAUUUUGGAUCCUUUUAUAUAUACGCGGAGAUUUUUUUAAAUCAUUCAAAUCUGACAAGGUUGUUAAUUCUAUGUGGUGUGUCAAAUUUUAGAAGACAUUAUCCAUCCAUCCAUUUUCUUUACCACUUAUCCUCACUAGGGUCGCGGGCUGCUGGAGUCCAUCGCAGCUAUCUUUGGGCAGGAGGCGGGGUACACCCUGAACCGGUCGGCAGCCAAUCGCAGGACACAUAGAAACAAACAACCAUUCACACUUACAUUCACACCUACGGGCAAUUUAGAGUCUUCAAUCAACCUACGACACACGUUUUUGUGAUGUGGAAGGAAACCCACCCAGGCGCGGGGAGAACAUGCAAACUCCACACAAGUGGGGCCAGGAUUUGAACCCCGAUCCCCAGAACUGCGAGGCAGAUGUGCUAACCAGUCAUGCACCGUGCCGACAGAAGACAUUAUUAAAGGCGACAAUUUAAGGACUUGGAACUUGCUUUGCUAAAACUUACUAUGAAAGACUAUUUUGACUAGGUAUUAUGAAACUCUACUGGCUUGAACUACAUUACUUCUUGCCUGUUCAAGUAAAAAAAAAGAAAAUCUGAAUUUUCAAGAUAGUGUGCCAUUUGUUUUUUUAAAGGAAAGUUAUUUUUGUGUGUUCAUGCAAACCCGGCAACCAACUAAUAUGCUCUGGGUGCAGUGUGACCACCUCAUGAAACAAGUAGUAUGGAGGGAGAGCCAAAGAUUAUUACAUUUGGUUCAAGGAUUACGUUGUGGAUAAAAUCAGGAAAAAGGGAAUGGCAACAUGCAACGUUUGCAACUCACAUAGACUCAAAAACUACAUCUAAUUUCAUCUGUAACUAUAGAAUCCACAAAGACAGGGGAGCUAAGUUAACUUCACAGUUUAGCUAACUGAUAGCUAGUCAAACAUUAAUUAAGCUUGAUGCCGGUUAUGCAUUAGACAAUACGGAGACUGGCUGGGGACGAUUGAAAAAAUUAUUGAUGUGAUUGUGUUAGUACAGACAAGUAACAAGUACAGAUACUAAGCGUUGCUCAUGUGCGAACAUAUGUACUGUAUUAACUUAUUACAUACUUAACCCAAGUCAUGGCUUAACUCAACUUGCUUGAAAUUUAGUCGGAACUCAACUUGACUUGAUUUUUGCAACAGUAAUUUGAGACUUGAAAAAGACUUGAGACAUAAACUUCCACAUUCUGUAGAGUAUUUGACUUAGCUACUCCCACCUCUGGCAGGCUUCAUAUGGACCUCCAUGUUGUUAUGUUUCUGCCUGUCGACUGACUCCAUGUACAAAAACUAAGCUUGUUGAUACAAGCUCCUUUAUAGCUACGAUGCCCCAGGGCUCCUUUCUGGCAUAUCGCAACUAAGCAACCAGGAAGUAGUCCCAUCAGAACCUGCAUGUUGUUUAAAUACAAACACAGAUCAGACCAACCACAUUUUCCACCUGUUGAUUUUGUUACUGCUAGCGCCGUGUCAGAAUCAGAUUCCAAGCUUCCAAGUGAAGUGUGUCUUUAAACGGCCGUCUGAUUGGAACUUUAUUGCUUGCUGCUGGCCCGCCGUCUUUGUCACGUUGCCUUCAGGGACGUGUUUAGGUGGGGCAAGUGGCUUGUGUUGCUCUGAAGUCUUGAGUGAUGUACAUGAUGUGUGCCCGCCAAAAGUGUAUCUUGCUUUUUGUGUCAAACUCUUAUUACGGUACUCAUAUUAUUCAUGAUAUAUUAAUAAUGCCAUUAUUUUUAAAAAGGUCAUAGCUGGUACAAUAGACAUUCAUGUAACAAAUCCUUAUUGACGUGUUAACUUGACGUGAGGUGAAAACCAAUAAAACAUGACUAGAAACAAAAGUACACUCUUUAUUUGGCAUUACCUUGCUACCUGUACAAAAUAGUGAAUUACAGUCCCCAAAAAUACAAAUUAGUAAACUUAUCACCGUUAGUAUAUUCUUGUUUCCAUCUUUACCAUGUGUACAGUAUGUAUAUAUUUAUUGCACAUACACACAAAGUGGAUACAUGGGUUAAUUACUUUCUGCCAUCUAGUGGAAGAACAUUUAAGUGUUCUGGCUAUCACUAUACGUCACUGACAUAGAUAGUUGAACAAAAAGAUACAUUUCUUGUCUGAAAUAUAUUCAUGUUCAGACCAAUUAACCUGAUGAGCUCUCAUGGGAGACUGGUUGUGAAUCACUGUUAUAGACAGUAUUUAAGAUUAAUUUCACAUCUUUAUGAAAAACAAAGUGCUUUCCUUUAAAAAAAAAAAAUUUGUAUGUGACCCUUAAGUUUUUAACAUUAGCGUACAUAUACUUUUUAUAAUAAAACAUUUGGAACAGACAUUUGCCCCAUUUCUUCCCCAUUCUUAACCAAUAUUAAAGAAUUUUGAAUAUUUAAAAGGGUGCAGUAUUUCUUUUUGUUUCUUUUGCAGUAAGCAGUAACUUAAACUCUAGUCUUGAAAGGUUAAGCGUCAAUGUUUUCUUAAGAUAAGAUAGGCUGCCACAGUGAACAUUACAGGAUGCAGGACCGUGUGACAACGUGUAAGGUCACAAAAUGGUCGAAGCCUUUUAGUAGCUGCCUGUCAGGAUGACUGAAUGUUCCAUCGCCAUCUAAUGGCAAGAAUCAGGUCAAUUAAUCCGAAUUACACUGGAUUGAAGUUCAGGCCUGUCAAGGCAAGUGAGUCCUCAACACUUCCUGCUAUGAGUUGAAUCUGAAUCUUGGUAAUGAGACUCCAACCAGCUUCAGUAAGUGAGGAUAUAAAUCUUUUACAUUGCAUACCUGUAUAUACCACACUUAGACAGACACAAGCCUUCUGUAAUCAAUAAUUGAGGCGAUUGGACGCUUCUUAUUUAUAAAAUUGUUUGAUCUUUAAUCAAAAAUGGUUCUUUAGUCCUAAAUUGUAGAAGUGGAGUCUUCCUAUUUAUGUCUCUGUUGGGUGUGUCGCCUGGGGGUGGUCACAAUAGGGCUAUUGUUGUGCGUCUGCAUACCAACCGGUUGUUCACCUGCUUGGUGGCAAAAAAAAAUCCCAUUUGUGGCCACUAUUCCCGUGGAAUGAGACAAUCUUUGGGGGAGAAAUGUCAGGGUAUUGUUAAAGUGAACGAUAAGAGAUGGCGUAAACAUCCUCUGUUUAGAGAGGUCCAACCGUGUUGGACAAGAUGAUGAAUGUCACUCCGUUUUGAGAUGUGAAUGAACCUCCUAUCUUGCGCCGUGGGCUUUUGUAGGGGUUACGUGGUCUCAUGUAGAGGUCACUGCAGUUCUGAGUACACUCCACUGCAUAUAUGACAUUGCUUAGUUUGCCUCUAGGUAUUUUGUCCUCGCGGUGAACCAGAUUUUGUCUGAGUGCAUCAGAAUGUAAUGUUGAGAGAAAAUCCGUCUCCCCCACCCGACAAACCAGCCACAUAAGGGACCACCACAUUCUGGCUCCUGUUUCUACCCUCAGGCCCGAGUGUAGUGGCCAUUCUCCUGGUGGAUUUAACAUACUGUUGGGCCAGUUAGGAUAUCCACAGUUAGCUAGAGCCUUUUGUCACCACCCUGAAAGCACACACCCACCCGAGAGACUCCACACCUAAAAUUCAAAACUGAAGAAGCUGUUUGGAUUAAAGGUGAGAUGCAAUCAACAAACAUGAAUAAUCCAGUUUCCUCGCUUCAACCUUUUUUUUGCCAUGAUGAUUUUGUUCUUUCAAAAAUAAUUAGAGACAUCCUCUGAAAUGUCUUUGUC